Molecule: messenger RNA, 989 nt
Organism: Stylophora pistillata
Lineage: Eukaryota; Metazoa; Cnidaria; Anthozoa; Scleractinia; Pocilloporidae
Source: RefSeq, a predicted model, not a curated record
GUUGUGCUACGCGGAACACAUUCAAUUGCUGCGUUGACCUAAUCUUUUGAACGCAUUUUUGGAUAUUUUCAACCUAUUAGCUACUCCAGGUUUCCAUCAGCCAUCAACGGUUAAUCUACAAAAAUUCAGCUCUACACAAUUACACAAAGAACGAGAUGGACAUGAUCACUGUUACAAUCGCACAGGACUGGGAUGUUACCAUUGUGGACAAACCAAUCCCUGCUCCCUACACCACCCAGGUGCCUCAAGGUACGAUUCUUGUUGACAUAAUGAAGAAAGCUGCUGACGAAGAUCCACAAGGGUCGUUCAAUAAAUAUUCCACCACCUACUAUGGUGGUCUGGGGGAUUUUGUCAUCGCCAUGGAUGGGAUUCAAGAGGAUCCCGCCCACAAAAGAUACUGGUUGAUUAAAGACAAAGAGAGUGGACAUCUUACCCCAACAGGAAUAGACCAAUACCAACCAAAGAACGGCUCAACUACAGUUUUCACUUAUGAAACAGGCGCGAGUCACUACGAAAGACUGACUCGUGCUUAAGCGUUUCGUAGAAGAGGGUCUCUAGAUAAAUUGUCACCGAAACCAGAGAUUGUUUUGCAUUAGUACACCAGCUAUAACGAGACAUUAAAAAAAAAAAACAAAAAAACAAAAAAACAAAAAACAAAAAAAAAUUGCUGCGCAAAUGAUAGUUUCCACUGCUGCAUCUCAGUAAAUUUGGUCAUAUAUUAACUUUAGCUUUACUUGAGAUUUAAAACGUGUUUUGCUGUAUUUGUGAAUUGUUCCCAAAAUAUCAUAUUGCAAUGCUGUUGCACUGAACUAAUUUUAAAACUACUUUUAAGUUUCAUGUAAAUUUAAGUGAAUUUAAUAUAAACGCUCACGUUUUUUUAAUUGGAAACUGUUUCAGUUUAUUUACUUAUGAAACGUUGGAAAAGGCUAUUUUCACACAUUACAUAAGUUUUCCAUUUUUCCAUUUAUUAAAUACUGGUUUCUAAGCCC